AUGUCCAGAGGAAGUGUUUCACAUAGUUACGAAUAUAUACCCAAUUACUCUACUGCCAUCCAGCAAAUCAUCCCAGAGCGCUUUAUACUCAAGAUUCGACAGCAGCCUGUGCAGACUCGCCUUAGUACCAAUAAUGAGAGAGAUCGUAGAACACUUGAUCCUCCCCCAAUUGUACAGAUUGAAUUAGACAACUCGAACGCUCAAGAGACGCAAGAUUUUUUACAAAACCCCUACUUGUUCAUGAGUGUUUCUCUAGUGAAUCCAUCUACGCAUGAAGACAUUGUCCAUUCUACGCAAAAUACACUUUCAGGGCAGACAUCGUCUUCCAUGUACAAACUCAAAGACAUUAACAAUCAUGACGGCGGUUUUUUUGUGUUUGGAGAUCUUUCUGUCAAACUAGAAGGCCAAUUUAGGUUAAAAUUCUCCAUGUUUGAAAUAUCUACAUACGGGGCAACCAAUUUAAAAUCGAUUUACUCCAACGUAUUUCAAGUGUAUCCUUCAAAAACUUUCCCUGGCGUGUUAGAAUCGACCUUUCUUUCUCGUUCAUUUUCUGACCAAGGUGUAAGAAUCAGAAUACGAAAGGAACAUCGUGUACAAAUGACUGGAUCUCGUAAAAGAAAGCUAUCCUCACAAGACGAUGUCCUGGAGCUGCCUGAUGAAAGAGGCACUCAUCCAUACAGCCAUCAUGCUCACCAGCCCCACCAGUCCUCCAUGCUUUUACCUUACAGCAAUGCAUCAAGCACCAUCUAUCCUCCUCAGAGUCGUUCACCCUGGCCUUCGUCUCUAGACUAUGAUUAUUUGCAACAGAGAAGAAGCAGCAUGAAUAGCUCAAUGACAUCAAAUAGUGAUAGCCGUCAAUCUUCUUAUCAUCACCUUCAACAUAUUGAUCGUAGACCAAGCGUGCCCUAUUCACCCCCUCACCAAUCGUAUGAUCACCACCGUCCUAAUAACAAUGGCCAUGGUGCUGGGCAUGCUUACUAUGAUCACGCACCACAGCAUCUCCACCCUCAUCACCCUCAUCACUCUCAUCACCCUCAUCACCCUCAUCACCAACAGCCAAAUUAUGCGUAUUACAGCCAUGGUGGUUCGCAUAAUUAUCACCGUGAUAGCAUGAUACCUUCUCCACCCCCUCAAUCUUCCCUUUUCAAAUCAGACACAAGCAGACGAUUGAGCUUGGACGAUACAUUACCUUUAAGAAGACAAUCAGCAGAUCCUCGCUAUGACUCUCCACAUCAUCAUCAACUUUUGAAUGGUCCAAGACGUUUAUCAUUACAGCAGUAUUAUGCUCGAUUGGCAAGCCAACCUCCACCUCCACCUCCACUGGCAACAUCCUCUACUACCUCUACACACAAUAGCUCUCCGCUGAAUGAAGAAAUUAUACAUUUGCCUCCACUGCGUUCUGUUAUCCCUCGUAAUUCAACUUCAUCGCAGCACAAGCAACCACAUCAGGAACGUAUUGUCGAGGUUGACGCUGCUGUUGCCAUGGUGCAACUUGCUUCAAGACGCCAAUUACAGCAACAAAAAGAAGGGCACUAUUCUACAUAG
This is a messenger RNA of Mucor velutinosus, 1545 nucleotides long. RefSeq names its product Tim44 domain-containing protein. Lineage: Eukaryota; Fungi; Mucoromycota; Mucoromycetes; Mucorales; Mucoraceae. The transcript is spliced from 6 exons. The record is from RefSeq and is a predicted model, not a curated record. The coding region runs from base 1 to 1545 and encodes 514 amino acids.